GUUACAACAAAACUUUUACAGUUUCUCUAGAAAGAACAGAAUCUCAUCAAUUGAAGGAAGUGGCUUUUAUGAAUCUUGGCAAUUAUGUGGCUGCUUAUUUGCCUGGCCAGUUCCUGCACCUCCUGAAUAUUCAGCAUCCUGACCUGCUGUGCUAUAGUUUAUUUCUGACAGGUGAGGAUGCAAGAAUUGACAUGUUGCAAAACUGCUCCAUCCGAUCCCCACUUGUGUCAACAGUCUUGGAUUGCCACGUAGGAAGUAUGUAUGCUGUAAGCAUCAGUGACAGUGCCUUACUACAGUUCCUACAGAACAGCAAACGAGACAGCGAGAGAUUGGCAGCUCUACAUUGUGCUCUGUUGUACUUCCAACACACAGAAGACUUGGAAAUGCAGAUUAUUUGGUGGAUUUCUGAGAACCUGUCAACAUGUCAUUCUUUUGACCCCAUUCAAGAAUUUAUCAUUGCCUCCCUGUACUGCAGAAUGUGUCCAGAAACUCACAACCUGGAUAAACUUUUGCCCUACACGUCACUGCUUGACUGGAUUGGGAUUAUUCCUGGAGUAACAUGUGCAACAGAAAUUAUUUCUCUACCAGUGUUGGAGUUCCAAAACUCCAAAGGCUUCUGGGAGAAACUCAACUCAAACUUGGAGAGCGUGAAGUAUGCAGAGCCACACUUGCAUUACCACAAUAAUGUGCUCAGGAGGGAAUGGCGUAAUCUUUCUGAAGAGGGAGAGGAGAGAAGAACCACAGCAUAUUUGAGGAAUAUUUUUGAAAAUGCCAAAAAGGUGCUUUCUCAUCUGAACACUUGGGACUCUGAGGAAAGGCUAGUACCUCUCUUUCAAGAGGAAGAUUAUCAGCAGCAAUUACUAAUGGGACUGAUGGUUGCUCAGCUAAAGGAUCACCUUAUGAGACAUCUACAGUAUGUAGGAAAAAAGAAGAUUGACCAAAUAGUUUUGGAUUAUGUUGCAAACCUGUUGAAUCUGGUACAUCGAAUAAUGAAAGAAGUUUGGAGGAGAUACCAACUUCAUUCCUGCAUCUUCUGCUUUGAUGAGAGAGGAAGUACAGGAGAGUUUGCAGUGUUCCACAUCAUGAGUCGAAUUCUGGAAGCUGCAAAUGGCAUGUGCAUGCCUUUACCUCCUGGUUUUCACACUCUGCACUUGGGGCUUGGUGUUCGAUGUCUCCCCCUGCACACCCUCCUGCACUAUAUUGAUAAUGGAGUCUUGCAUUUGACAGAAACAUGUGUCAGGAAGUUGCUGAAAGACUUGGAUGACACUGAGAAGAAUGAAAAGCUGAAGUUCAGUAUUGUCAUGAGGCUUCCCGAG
This is a messenger RNA of Pelecanus crispus (Dalmatian pelican), 1316 nucleotides long. The record is from RefSeq and is a predicted model, not a curated record. Lineage: Eukaryota; Metazoa; Chordata; Aves; Pelecaniformes; Pelecanidae.